Hemibagrus wyckioides is the source of this 507-nucleotide messenger RNA. It is a transcript of the gene polr2l, whose product is annotated as RNA polymerase II, I and III subunit L. Gene Ontology annotation, biological process: tRNA transcription by RNA polymerase III; transcription by RNA polymerase I; transcription by RNA polymerase II. Lineage: Eukaryota; Metazoa; Chordata; Actinopteri; Siluriformes; Bagridae. Gene Ontology annotation, cellular component: RNA polymerase I complex; RNA polymerase III complex; RNA polymerase II, core complex. The transcript is spliced from 3 exons. The record is from RefSeq and is a predicted model, not a curated record. The coding region runs from base 189 to 392 and encodes 67 amino acids. Gene Ontology annotation, molecular function: DNA binding; DNA-directed RNA polymerase activity; zinc ion binding.
UUAGUGUUUAUGUUUCUCUCCGGAACUGUUUUCAUCCCGAACUCGUUUCUUUCGGUGCCCUUUUCCCGUGAACACAUCAAACCGGAAGAGACAUCAAAUCGGCGUUUGUUUUUUCCUCCUUUCCGGAAACGUGAAGAACGGCUUGCUCAUAUCUCCGGUUUGUGCAGAGAGGACCCGCAGGUAUCACGAUGAUUAUCCCGAUCCGCUGCUUCACCUGUGGGAAGAUUGUAGGAAACAAGUGGGAGGCUUACCUGGGACUCUUACAGGCGGAAUAUACUGAAGGAGAUGCUCUGGACGCUCUGGGCUUGAAGAGGUACUGCUGUCGCAGGAUGCUGCUCUCUCACGUCGAUCUGAUCGAGAAACUGCUGAACUACGCACCACUGGAGAAAUAAAACUUGAACUGGCCUUAUCUCUCUCUCUCUCUCUCUGGUUCUGUUUUUUCCUCUCUAGUUGUGUUCAAUCAUAUUUUCUUUUUCUCAUGUUUUAUAAAUAAAGUAGUAAAGAUCA